This is a messenger RNA of Cajanus cajan (pigeon pea), 2387 nucleotides long. Its product is annotated as vacuolar-sorting receptor 1. NCBI's taxonomy places the organism in Eukaryota, Viridiplantae, Streptophyta, Magnoliopsida, Fabales, Fabaceae. The record is from RefSeq and is a predicted model, not a curated record. Gene Ontology annotation, molecular function: calcium ion binding.
GGCGACGAUUCUAAUUACAGUUGAACUUAGCUGACACGUUUUCUCCGUUGAUUUCGACACCUUUAAGAUUUGGAUGCUUUUGCUUCCUUACGCAUCACUCUGCUGACCCACAACGCCAUAAACCUUCCUCAAACUCAAAAGCUUCUUUUUUGUGCCUCAAUUAUCAUUUUCCUCAUCUGGGUCUUAACAUUUUGGUGCAUUGAUUACGCUUUGAAAAAUUCAGUUUUUCCUUGUUGAUUUUGAUCUUCUUCCUUUUGGGAAGAAGAUGGGCACAAAGUUGAGUCUUUUGUGGUGUGUUUGGGUUUUUUCGCUGUUGGGGUGUUGUUGGGGCAGGUUUGUGGUGGAGAAGAACAGUUUGAAAGUCACUACUCCCAAAUCGUUGAAGGGUGCAUAUGAGUGUGCAAUUGGGAAUUUUGGGGUUCCCAAGUAUGGAGGAACAUUGGUUGGGUCUGUGAUGUACCCGAAGGUGAAUCAGAAAGGGUGCACAAACUUCAGUGAUGUCGGUGUCUCGUUUCAGUCCAAGCCAGGAGGGUUUCCCACCUUUCUUCUUGUUGAUCGUGGAGAUUGCUUCUUCACUUUGAAGGCAUGGAAUGCACAGAAUGGUGGUGCAGCAGCUAUUCUUGUAGCUGAUGACAAGGCAGAGACAUUGAUCACUAUGGACAUUCCUGAAGAAGGGAAAGAUGCAAAAGAAGAUUAUUUGGAAAAGAUUAGUAUUCCUUCUGCUCUUAUCAGCAAAACCUUGGGGGAUAGCAUCAAGCAGGCUCUCUCUGAUGGGGAGAUGGUUAACAUAAAUCUUGAUUGGAGAGAGGCUCUUCCACAUCCUGAUGAUAGAGUUGAGUAUGAGUUGUGGACAAAUAGCAACGACCAGUGCGGGCCAAAGUGUGACGGUCUAAUUAAUUUUCAGAAGGACUUUAAAGGGGUAGCUCAGCUACUUGAGAAGAAAGGGUUCACUCAGUUUACCCCACGCUACAUAACUUGGUUUUGUCCCGAGGCAUUUAUCUUGAGCAAACAGUGCAAGUCCCAGUGCAUAAACAAUGGAAGGUAUUGUGCUCCAGAUCCCGAGCAAGAUUUCAGUAGAGGAUAUGAUGGAAAAGAUGUUGUUGUUCAAAACUUGCGCCAAGCUUGCUUCUUUAAAGUGGCAAAUGAAACUGGAAAGCCUUGGAAAUGGUGGGACUAUGUGACUGACUUUUCAAUUCGUUGCCCCAUGAGAGAGAAUAAGUACACAGAAGAAUGCUCAGAUCAAGUUAUUAAAUCUCUUGAUGUUGAUCUGAAGAAGAUUAAAGACUGUGUUGGAGAUCCCCAUGCAGAUGUUGAAAAUCCUGUUCUUAAGGCUGAACAGGCUGCACAGAUUGGUAAAGGCUCUCGGGGUGAUGUUACCAUACUGCCUACUCUAGUUAUAAACGACAGACAGUAUAGAGGUAAGUUGUCAAGACCUGCUGUUCUCAAGGCAAUCUGUGCAGGUUUCCAAGAGACCACUGAACCAUCAAUUUGCUUAACUCCAGAAUUGGAAACAAAUGAGUGUUUGGAAAACAAUGGUGGUUGUUGGAAGGACAAAACUUCAAACAUUACUGCAUGCAGGGACACUUUCCGAGGAAGAGUAUGCGAAUGCCCUAUUGUGCAAAAUGUAAAGUUUUUUGGAGAUGGAUAUACCCACUGUGAAGCUUCAGGAACCUUGAGUUGUGACUUCCACAAUGGUGGUUGUUGGAAGGGAGAACAAGGUGGCAGGGCUUACUCGGCUUGUCUUGAUGAUUAUAGAAAAGGUUGUACAUGUCCACCUGGGUUUAGAGGUGAUGGAGUCCAGUCAUGUGAAGAUAUUGACGAGUGUGAAGAGAAAUCAGCUUGUCAAUGCCCAGGUUGCAAAUGCAAAAACACCUGGGGAAGUUAUGAGUGCAAAUGCAGUGGUGGUUUGUUCUACUCACGAGAAAAUGACACCUGUUUAGGUGCAUAUACUUCUUCAGCAGUGAGUGUCUGGAUGAUUUUCCUCGUAUUGGUUGUUGCUGUUUCCGGAGGAUAUGCAUUUUACAAGUACAGAAUCCAGAGAUAUAUGGAUUCGGAGAUUCGGGCAAUUAUGGCCCAAUACAUGCCUUUGGAUAAUCAACCUGAGGUCUCAAAUCAAGUUCAUCACAAUAUCUAAAUCAAGACAAGUGAUAUCAAUCAGCAUGCUGAGUUCCCCCUUUGUUAUUAUUUAGCUUUGUAAAUUUCCAACCGAAGUCGUCGUGACAUUAACGGUUACAUAAAUUUAUGUCCCUUUUCUCCUCUUUCGUUUUCUCGACUUGUACCAUAUUCUGUUUGACAUUAUACUUAGCAUGGAAGGGUAGGUAUAAAUUAUGAUUUAGUAUUUUACAAUUUUUUUUAUAUAAUUAAAUACAAAUUUUCUAUAGGCUAUA